AUGGACCAAACACAUGCCCGGGCCUUGGAGGCUCUGCAGCCCUUCGUCGCCCUAGCCACAUCCAACAGUGCGACAUCUCCGCGCUUCGUGGCCAACAUUGUUACAAAUGCCACGUCGAGCCCCCAAACGUACGUCUUCGCCGAGCUGCUAGAGACACCAACCAUCCAGGCCCUGGCCGCCUCCGAUACCCCCGCAGAGUACCAGAGCUACCUGAAGCUGCUAGAGAUAUUCGCAUGGGGCACAUGGCAGGAGUACCAAGCAACCCCCAACCUCCCCAAGCUGAGCACCGAGCAAGCCCUUAAGCUCCGCCUCCUCUCCCUCCUCACCCUCGCCGCAACCACAAAGCCCCUCACCUAUCAAGCCCUCAUGAAAGCUCUCUCCCUCUCCACAACCGCUGAGCUCGAAGCCCUCGUCACAACCGCUAUCUACGCCAAUCUGAUCUCCGCCCGUCUGUCCCCUGCCUCAACCCCACCCACUGUCAACGUCACAUCCGUCGCACCCCUGCGCGAUGUGCAAUCUCAGUCUCUACCCAAGAUGGUCUCCCUCCUCACCGAGUGGGAGGCCCGUUGCGGCAACGUAGUCACAGACCUGGAAGCGGAGAUCGCGCGGGUGAAGGCCAAUGCCCAGAAGCGCUAUGACAAGGAGCAGGCGCACCAGGCCCUCCUGGAUCAUGCAGUGCAACGGCGGCAAGCCGAGACGGGCCGCGAGGGCGGUGGGAAUGUCGGGAAUGGGCGAGCAAGUAAGUCUGGGAUUGGGCGACGGCUUGCGGGGCGGAUGGGAUUUGGGGUUGGAAGCAACAAGCGGGACGCUGAUGAUAUUGAUGUGGAUGAUGGCUUUGUCUCCGGAGAUAACGGGGAUUCCGGGUCACGCAUGGACAUCGACGAAGGCGCGGGCAUGGGGCGCGGGGGGAGCAGGCAGUCGAAGCGGAUACUGGGGCGGAAGGCUUAG
This is a messenger RNA of Penicillium canariense, 948 nucleotides long. RefSeq names its product COP9 signalosome complex subunit 7. The transcript is spliced from 2 exons. NCBI's taxonomy places the organism in Eukaryota, Fungi, Ascomycota, Eurotiomycetes, Eurotiales, Aspergillaceae. Gene Ontology annotation, cellular component: COP9 signalosome. Bases 1 to 948 code for a protein of 315 amino acids. The record is from RefSeq and is a predicted model, not a curated record.